CCAAGGUGACGUGUGAGGCGCUGGCUGGGCGGCACAAGGGCGGCUGUCACUUCUUAUCCCUACCCUCGUUGCUGGCUCCUACUCCUCUCCUGCACACCGCCGCGAUGGGUGGUAAUAUAAGAGACUCUGAAUAUCUUGCUACUCAGUUGCCUUCACACACAAAAAAAGGUGUGAGCACUCCAGCCUCCUUUGGUCUGUCCAUCCUGUGCUGUUUGUUAGUAUUCUCAACACUGCAAAUGUACAAGAACCCAUUGGCCUCAACCAGGCUAAUGACCCUCAUCGCUGGAUAUGUUGCAUCCUGGCUCUUCAUUUUCAUGUUGACUGCUGUGAGCAACUUGGAGAACAUUGUAUUUGGCAAAGGGUUCCAGGCCCGGGUCAUACCAGAAGUGGCCCUUUGCAUGGUUCUGGCAUGCUCAGCAGCUGGCAUGGUGCAUCGGGUGUCAGUUACUGUAUGCCUUCUUUGCUCCAUGGUUGGGCUCUACUACAUCAACAAGAUGGGGCAGUCCAGCACCACUCCCGCUGCUCCUUCAGUGUCAGGUUCAAAAAAGAAAAAGUAAAGAAACUGGAAAUCUGAUGUCAAAGGCAGACCACUGGUCACAUAUACAUUUCAUACCUAGAAAAGAAAGUUUGCUUGUUAAAAUUCACUUGUUCAUUCAUUUAAAAUGUAUUAGUAUUCUGUGAUGAAUAUGAAUAUACUGUCUUUUGUUAUCCAAAACAGUUUUAUUGAAUUUCUAAUGCAUAUGUAGGAGCAAAGUUUUGUAAUAAAGGAGAAAAGUAUU
Messenger RNA from Eriocheir sinensis (Chinese mitten crab), 779 nucleotides. RefSeq names its product keratinocyte-associated protein 2-like. The record is from RefSeq and is a predicted model, not a curated record. NCBI's taxonomy places the organism in Eukaryota, Metazoa, Arthropoda, Malacostraca, Decapoda, Varunidae. Bases 105 to 557 code for a protein of 150 amino acids. The transcript has 6 exons.